UUUUUUUUUUUUUGGUCUUUAUCAAAUUCAUAUGUCUGUUAGACUUUUAUGAAUUCAGUUACAGAAUUCAGUGUGGAUUCUUUCUCUUUAUCUCUGUUAGAUACAUUUCAUCUUGGCAAAUUCUAGUCCUUUAAGAAAAGUGGUACAAUCUGCAAAGGAAAUCUUUCAGAUCAUGGAUAGCAGUGGGCCAAAGGUUUUGGAGACAGCAGAAGAAAUCCAGCAGAGGCGUCAGGAAGUGUUGAAUCGGUACCAGAGAUUCAAGGAACGGGUUGCUGAGCGGGGUCAGAAGCUUGAGGAGUCCUAUCACUACCAAGUUUUCAGGAGAGAUGUAGAUGACCUGGAGAAGUGGAUCUUGGAGAAGAUCAAGACCGUAGAGGAUAAGAGCUAUAAAGAAAUACCUUCUAUAGAGGAACCUGCACACCUAAAGGAAAAGGUACCAGCAGACUCAGAGGUCGCAAAGAAAAUGAGCACCCAUCUUGCCGAAUAUCAAUUGGUCUAUCAAGAUGUUAAGGGAAAACAUCAGAAGCAUGAAACAUUUGAAGCAGAAGUACAAGCAAAAUCCAAUGCCCUUGCUGAACUGGAAGAAAUCAGGGCAGCCCGAUCACAUGAAGAACAUUUUGCUCAUGAAGAUACCAAGACCCAUCUGGUAGAACUACGCCGCCUGUGGGACCUACUGCUGGAGCUGACCAAGGAGAAGAGUGACUGGCUCCUGCAGGCCCUGAAGUUCUAUCAGUACUUCCUGGAGUGUGAUGACAUCUUGGAAUGGAUCGAAGAGAAGAAAUCUAUAGUGACAUCUACAGAACUGGGUGAGGCCUGGGAGCGCACAGAAUUUUUGCAUAAGAAGUUUGAAGAGUUCCAAGAAGAGCUGUCAGCUCGAAAGGGAAGAGUGGAUGCAGUGAACAAAUAUGCCAAUGAAUGUGCUGAGGAGAACCAUCCUGAUCUGCCCAUAAUAAAGUCUAAGCAGGAUCAGGUAAAUGCUGCCUGGGAGGAACUCUGUAAUCUGGCUUUACAAAGAAGGGAAACUUUGUCCAGUGCUGCAGACCUCCAGCGGUUCAAAAGGGAUGUUACUGAAGCAAUCCAGUGGAUCAAAGAGAAAGAGCCUCUUCUCAUCUCUGAGGACUAUGGCAACGAUCUUUUUAGUUCUGAGGCCCUGUUUCACAGUCACAAGGGACUGGAGAGGAACCUUGCAGUCAUGGAGGACAAGGUAAAGGAGCUGUGUUCCAAAGCAGACAAGUUGAUGAUCUCACAUCCUGAUGAAAGUCAGAUCGAAGAAAUGAAAGAAGACUUGAUCUCCAGCUGGGAGCACAUUCGUGCUUUGGCUACUGCCAGAUAUGCAAAGCUGCAGGCUGCAUAUGGGUACUAUCGGUUCUUAUCAGACUAUGAUGAGCUCUCAGGCUGGAUGAAUGAAAAGACAGCUCUGAUCAAUGCUGAUAAGCUGCCAGAGGAUGUGGCUGGUGGAGAAGCCCUACUGGACAGGCAUCAGCAGCACAAGCAUGAGAUUGACUCUUAUGAGGACCGAUUUCAAUCCGCUGAUGAGAUUGGUCGGGAGCUACUGGAGAGCAAGCAUGAAGCUUCUGAUGAAAUUCAGGAAAAGAUGACAACACUUACCAACAACUGGGCCACCCUGCGGGAACUGUGGAAGGAGCGUCAGCAGCAAUACCAGCAGUGCCUGGACUUUCACCUCUUCUGCCGAGACCGUGAGCAAGUGGACAGCUGGAUGAGUAGACAGGAGGCUUUCCUGGAAAACGAGGACUUGGGGAACUCAGUGGGGGCUGUAGAAGCCUUACUUCAGAAGCAUGAUGACUUCGAGGAUGCCUUUACUGCCCAGGAAGAGAAGAUCAUAACCUUAAAUGAGACUGCCACCAGACUGAUUGAUAAAGGUCAUUAUGAUUCAGACAACAUUGCUGCUAUCCGGGACGGGCUUUUGAAUAGGCGAGAUGCUCUACGUGAAAAGGCUGCCAUUAGACGGAAACUACUGUCAGAUUCCUUGUUUUUGCAACGUCUGUAUCAAGACUCAGACUACCUAAAAAACUGGAUCAACAAGAAAAAAAAGUUGGCAGAUGAUGAAGAUUACAAGGAUACACAGAACUUGAAAAGUCGGGUUCUGAAGCAGGAAGAGUUUGAAAAGGAAUUGGAAUCCAAUAAGAUCAUGCUCCAUAACCUUGAAAAAGCUGGUCAGGAGAUGGUGGAUGAUGGCCACUAUGCUUCUGAGGAGGUGACGGCCCGUGUCAGUGAGGUUGUGAGACUCUGGAAGGAGUUGAUCGAGGCCACAGAACAAAAAGGGACCCAGUUGCAUGAAGCAAAUCAGCAGCUACUAUUUGAAAAUAGUGCAGAAGACCUGAGGCGCUGGCUGGAUGAGGUGAAGAGUCAGGUCACCUCUGAGGACUAUGGCAGAGGCCUGGCUGAUGUGCAGAAUCUACUCAGGAAACAUGGUCUCCUAGAGUCGGCUGUCACUGCUCGUCAGGAUCAAGUGGACACCCUAAAAGACACAGUUGCUCAUUUUGAAGAAAUAAGCCAUCCUGAUUCUGCAGACAUGCGAGCAAAGCAGGAGUCCUUGCUGUCCCGGUUUGAAGCUCUAAAGGAGCCACUGGCUACCCGGAAGAAGAAGCUCAUUGAUUUACUCCGUCUGCAGCAGAUAUGCAGAGACUCAGAGGAUGAGGAGGCCUGGAUCCAAGAGACUGAACCCUCAGCGGCUUCCACCCAGCUUGGCAAGGACUUGGUUGUAGCCAAGAAACUUCUGAACAGGCAUCAAGUCAUCCUGGCAGACAUUGCCAACCAUGAGCCACGCAUCAGAGUGAUAACAGACAGGGGAAACGCAAUGGUAGAGGAAGGACAUUUUGCUGCAGAGGACAUAGCCUCAAGGGUCGAGAGUCUGAACAAGAACAUGGCGUCUCUCUGUGCUCGAGCUAAGAGGCGGCAAGAUAACCUUGAGGCUAAUGUCAAUUUCCAGCAGUACCUGGCUGACCUGCAUGAAGCAGAAUCAUGGAUUCGAGAGAAGGAGCCAAUUGUGGACAACACUAACUAUGGGGCUGAUGAAGAAGCAGCUGGGGCUCUUCUCAAGAAGCAUGAGGCCUUCCUGACGGAUCUCAAUGUGUUUGGAGACAGUAUGAGGGCGUUAAAGGAUCAAGCAGAAGCCUGCCAGCAACAACAGGCUGCACCAGUGGGGGAUGCUGCUCAAGAAGUGAGAGUUCUGGCUUUAUAUGAUUUCCAGGCCCGUAGCCCGCGAGAAGUCACCAUGAAAAAGAAUGACAUCUUAACUCUGCUUAGUUCCAUCAAUAAGGACUGGUGGAAGGUUGAAGCUGAUGAUCACCAGGGCUUUAUCCCAUCGAACCAUGUAAGGAAACUGGCCCCCGAUGAGCUCCCGAUGCUCCCACAGAGGCGACGAGAAGAGCCCGGCCACAUUGCCCAGCGCCAGGAGCAGAUUGAACACCUGUACCGCUCCCUCCUUGAUCGAGCAGAAGAGCGCAGACGUCGACUACUGCAACGUUACAAUGAGUUUCGGCUAGCUUAUGAGGCAGGAGAUAUGCUGGAGUGGAUCCAAGAGAAAAAGGCAGAAAACACAGGCAUUCAACUAGAUGAUGUCUGGGAGCUGCAGAAAAAAUGCGAUGAGUUUCACAGGGAUUUGAAGACCAAUAAGCCUCGGCUAAAUGAAAUCAACAAGGUAGCUGAUGAGCUGCUGUUUGAAAAACUUCUGACACCAGAAGGUGCUCACAUUCGGCAGGAGUUGAAUACCCGCUGGAAUUCCUUGCAGAGGCUUGCAGAUGAACAGCAGCAACUGCUCAGCAGCGCCCAUGCUGUCCAGGUGUUCCACAGAGAAGCAGAUGACACAAAAGAGCAGAUUGAGAAGAAAUGCCAGGCCCUCAAGGUUGCUGACCCUGGUUCAGACCUGCUCAGUGUCCAGGCCCUUCUUCGCCAGCAUGAGGUCUUUGAGAGAGACCUCAUCCCCCUUGGGGAGAAGGUUACCUUGUUGGAGGAGACAUCAGAGCGGCUCAGUGAGUCCCACCCAGAUGCCACUGAGGACCUGCAGAGACAGCGAACAGAGCUGAACAAGGCCUGGGAUGAGCUUCAAGAGCUUACAAAGGAUCGCAAAGAGAGCCUGAAUGAGGCCCAUAAAUUCUACCUGUUUCUCAGCAAGACCAGCAACCUGGAAGACUGGAUGGAGCACAUCCAUAGUAUGGUGUUAUCACAGGAGCUGGCCAGUGACUUAACUGGUGCUGAAAUCUUGCUGGAGCGACACCAGGAACUUCAUAGUGAAAUGGAGGCAGAGGCACCCUCCUUCUGGGCUUUAGAGGAGUUUGGCAGAGAACUUAUUGACAGUGGGCACAGGAAAAGCCUUGAAGUUGAGAAAACUCUUCAAGCUGUCCAACAAAGCAGAGAUAAUUUAGAGAAGGCUUGGGAAGACCGCAAAAGGAUUCUAGACCAAUGCCUACAGUUACAGUUUUUCCAAGGGGACUGUGAGCAGGUGGAGAGCUGGAUGGUGGCACGUGAGAAUUCCCUGAGGUCAGAUGACAAGGAUUCCUUGAACAGUUUAGAGGCCUUGAAGAAGAAACGUGAUGACUUGAGAACAGCAAUCUCUAGCCAGGAAGAAAAGAUCACCAACCUAAAGCAGUUUGCUGAUCAGCUUAUAGCUGAUGGCCACUAUGCCAAGCGAGAGAUUGACGCCCGUCUCCAAAAAGUGCUAGACAGAUGGAAUGCUCUUAAAGAACAGCUGAACGCUGAGUCAGCAAAGCUUGAGGAUCUGGCUGACCUAAGACAAUUCUAUCGUGAUCUUGAGGAACUGAAAGAAUGGAUUGAAGAGAAGGUGCCCGUAGCCUGUGAUGAAUCCUACAAAGACCCCAGCAACAUACAGAGGAAAUAUAGGAAACACCAGGCCUUUGAAAAUGAAGUCUAUGGUCGAGCCGAAGAAGUAGAAGAAGCUGUGAAACUUGGCAAGUCCCUCAUUGAGCGAAAGGCAUGCGAUGGCAAUGAAGAGACCGUACAGAAUCAGUUGGAUCACCUAGAGAAAGACUGGAAAUUUCUCCGGGAGACAACAGAUGAUAAAGGGAAGAAGCUUGAAGAAGCGAGUCGCCAGCAGAGGUUCACCUCAGCCAUCCAGGACUUCCAAUUCUGGCUCUCAGAGGCAGAGACAUUGCUGGCCAUGAAAGAUCAGGCCAAGGAUUUGGCUUCAGCAGAAAAUCUUCUCAGGAAGCACCAGCUGCUGGAAAAAGAAAUGUUGACUCGAAAGGAUGAACUUGAGGCCCUGAAUAAUUUGGCUCAAGAUCUGGUCUCCAGUGGAACUUUCAACAUUGACAAGAUAGAAGAGGAAAAAAAGAAUGUCAAUGAGCGCUUCCUGGAUGUCCAAGAGUUGGCAGCUGCACACCAUGAGAAACUGAAAGUGGACUACGCUUUGUUUCAGUUUUUCCGGGACCUAGAUGAUGAGGAGUCGUGGAUAGAGGAGAAGUUGUUAAGAGUGAGCUCCCAGGAUUAUGGCAAGGAUCUCCAGAAUGUUCGGAACUUAACAAGGAAGCACAAACGCCUAGAGGGGGAGCUGGUGGCACAUGAACCUGCUGUUCAGAAUGUUCUGGAUAUGGCAGAAAACUUGAAAGACAAAGUCAGUGUGGGACAAGAGGAGAUCCAGGAGCGAAUGGAUCGGUUUGUUGAACACUGGGAGAAGCUUAAAGAGUUGGCUAAGGCUCGAGGCCUUCGACUGGAAGAAUCUCAGCAAUACCUGCAGUUCAUGGAGGAUGCGGAGGAAGAGGAAGUGUGGAUCAGGGAAAAGGAAGCUGUGGCUGCCCGAGGGGAUUCUGGAGACACAUUGACCGCUACUCAGAACCUACUAAAGAAGCACGAAGCUUUGGCUAGUGACUUUGCUGUACACAAGACUCGAGUGCAAACUGUGUGUGAACAGGGAGAAGACAUCCUGAAUAAGGAGGAAAGUCAGAACAAGGAGAGAAUUUCUGCUAAGAUUGCAACUCUAAAUGAAAUGACUCCUUCUCUGGACAAAGCACUAGUCUCUUGGAAGUUGCAAUUACAAGAUGAACUUGCCUUCCAGGAAUUCAACUGGAAAGCUGAUGUGGCAGAGUCCUGGAUAGGUGACAAAGAAGCAGGUUUGAAGCCCAAAGCCAAUGGUGCAGACCUCACUGCCUUUCUCAUGCCAUUGGCAAAACAGGACACGCUAGAUGCCAGUCUUCAGAGAUUCCAGCAAGAACAACUUUCUAAGAUCACUGACCUCAAGGACCAACUGGUAGCUGGUCAACACAGCCAGGCCAAGGCCAUUGAGGAGCGCCAUGCUGCCCUGAUGAAGCGCUGGGAGCAGUUACUGGAAGCUGCUGAAGCCCACAGACAGAAACUGCUGGAGAAGCAGCUGCCUCUACAGCAGGCUGAGGAGCUGUUCAUGGAGUUUGCACACAAGGCAUCGGCUUUCAACAACUGGUGUGAGAAUGCUGAGGAGGACUUGUCAGAGCCUGUGCACUGCGUCUCCCUCAAUGAGAUUCGGCAGCUGCAGAAGGACCACGAAGUCUUUGUGGCCUCCAUGGUUAGGCGCCAAGAAGACUUUAAAUAUUUGCUACAGCUUGACAAGAAGAUUAAGGCUUUAAAUGUGCCUUCGAGCCCUUAUACCUGGCUAACUGUAGAGGUGCUGGAAAGGGUCUGGAAACACUUGUCUGAGGUCAUCCAGGAACGAGAGCAGGAGCUGCAAAAGGAAGAGGAAAGGCAAGUCAAGAAUUUUGAGAUGUGCCAAGAGUUUGAACAGAAUGCCGGUGCCUUUCUUCAGUGGGUCCAGGAGACCAGGUCUUAUUUUCUGGAUGGAUCUUUGCUCAAAGAAACAGGAACCCUGGAAUCUCAACUGGAGGCCAAUAAAAGGAAGCAGAAGGAGAUCCAAGCAAUGAAGCGUCAGCUAGACAAGAUUGUUGACCUAGGGGAUAGCAUGGAGGAGGCUCUGAUCCUUGACAUAAAAUACAGCACCAUUGGACUGGCCCAGCAGUGGGACCAGCUCCAUGAGCUGGGAAUGCGAAUGCAACACAAUCUGGAACAGCAGAUCCAAGCCAAGGAUACCAUAGGUGUCAGUGAGGACACACUGAAGGAGUUUAGCACCACCUAUAAACAUUUUGAUGAGAAUUUGACAGGGCGUUUGACACACAAAGAAUUCCGGUCCUGCCUGAGAGGACUCAAUUACUAUUUGCCCAUGGUAGAGGAAGAUGAACCUGAACCUAGAUUCCAGAGGUUCUUGGAUGCUGUGGAUCCAGGGAGGAAGGGCUAUGUCUCCCUGGAAGACUACACAUCAUUCUUGAUUGACAAGGAGUCAGAAAAUAUCAAGACCAGUGAUGACAUAGAGAGUGCUUUCCAGGCCCUGGCAGAGGGAAAGUCUUAUAUUACCAAAGAUGAUCUGAAGCAGGCGCUAACCCCAGAGCAAGUGUCAUUCUGUACCAUACAUAUGCAGCAGUAUGUGGACCCACGGGGUCGAAGCCAGCCUGCUGGCUAUGAUUAUGUUGGCUUCACCAAUUCCUACUUUGGUAACUGAUAAAUAGAAUCUUCAGGAUUGUGGAAAAUUCUCCUGGUUGCAAAGUACUGGGGGAUGGGGAGGCAGACACAUGUGGGAGUGUAAAGAUUGGUUGUGUGUGUGUAUUACAGUUGUUUCAAGAUCCAAAAAGAAUAAUCAAACUUGGAAUGGAUAGAUGUUAAUCACGUUGGAGGUGUAAAGGCCAGGGAGUUAUUUCAUAAGCAAAUAGUCAAAAUUUGGAAGCGUGAAUGUUUUUACUCUUUAACUGUUUUCUUGUGUUCUGCUUAUCUUUAUCAAUUUUUUGUGCUGUGAGUAUAGAAGAAAGUGUUUAUUUUUUAAAAAUAAAAUAAACUAUUUCUUAUCCAA
Molecule: messenger RNA, 7843 nt
Organism: Cavia porcellus (domestic guinea pig)
Lineage: Eukaryota; Metazoa; Chordata; Mammalia; Rodentia; Caviidae
Gene: Spta1
Product: spectrin alpha, erythrocytic 1
Exons: 53
Coding region: 173-7498 (2441 amino acids)
Biological process (GO): actin cytoskeleton organization
Cellular component (GO): cell junction; plasma membrane; cell projection
Molecular function (GO): calcium ion binding; actin filament binding
Source: RefSeq, a predicted model, not a curated record